Messenger RNA from Dama dama (fallow deer), 1499 nucleotides. It is a transcript of the gene RPL7L1, whose product is annotated as ribosomal protein L7 like 1. Gene Ontology annotation, cellular component: cytosolic large ribosomal subunit. The record is from RefSeq and is a predicted model, not a curated record. The coding region runs from base 282 to 1052 and encodes 256 amino acids. The transcript is spliced from 7 exons. NCBI's taxonomy places the organism in Eukaryota, Metazoa, Chordata, Mammalia, Artiodactyla, Cervidae. Gene Ontology annotation, molecular function: RNA binding; structural constituent of ribosome. Gene Ontology annotation, biological process: maturation of LSU-rRNA from tricistronic rRNA transcript (SSU-rRNA, 5.8S rRNA, LSU-rRNA).
UCGUUGUUUGUUUACAUCCUGGCCUCCAGCACUAAGCGAGUUCACCUGGAAUGGAAAGGACUGGAUUCUGACGAUGACACGGCUCCGAAAAGCUUCCAAGAAGUGCGAAGGAAGCUUUGUGUAACUUUUGGCGGGAAUCAAGGCUAGCAAAACCUCAGCGGUUUGCUACUGCUAAAACGGCCCGGGCCGCCCCACCCGCCCCGCCUUGAGCUAGAGUAGACGUCUCUAUGAUCAAGUAAACAUAGAGAAGCCUCUCUCUUCACUACGGGGUGGAACUGCGCAUGAGUAGUAGCUGCCGCGUUGGAAAGAUGGCGGAGGAAGAACCAAGAAGAAAGAUCCCUUUGGUUCCAGAGAAUCUCCUGAAAAAGAGGAAGGCUUAUCAGGCCCUCAAAGCCACCCAGGCAAAACAGGCGCUUUUGCAAAGGAAGGAGCAGAGGAAAGGAAAACAAGUCAAGUUUAAGCGACUAGAAUGGUUUGUACAUGAUUCCUGGCGGCAACUUCGGGACAGAGUGCGACUCAGACGGCUAAAAGUGAAACCUCAUGCCUUGGAAGUGCCAGACAAACAUUCCUUGGCCUUUGUUGUACGCAUUGAAAGGAUUAAUGGGGUGAGUUCAGUGGUGCAAAGGACCAUUGCCAGACUUCGCCUGAAUAAGAUUUUCAGUGGUGUCUUUGUGAAAGUGACCCCUAAAACCAUAAAGACGCUUCGUAUCGUGGAACCUUAUGUGACCUGGGGAUUUCCAAAUCUGAAGUCUGUUCGGGAACUCAUCUUGAAACGUGGACAAGCGAAGGUCAAGAACAAAGUCAUUCCUCUGACAGACAACACAGUUAUUGAGGAGCACCUGGGAAAGUUUGAUGUCAUUUGCUUGGAAGACCUCAUUCACGAAAUUGCCUUCCCGGGGAAGAAUUUCCAGGCAAUCUCAAGGUUCCUGCGCCCUUUCCAACUCUCAGUGGCCCGUCACGCUACGAAGAACAGAGUGGGCUUCCUCAAGGAAGUGGGCUCGCCGGGCUAUCGAGGUGAACGCAUCAAUCAGCUCAUCCGGCAGCUGAACUGAACCCAGCAUACCUGAAAACAGUGCACUGGAAGCAUGUGUUUUUGUUUUAUGGAAUUGUCGCUCAGUAUCUUCAAGGAAGAUUGUUUUCUGCUAGAAUAUAUCUUCAGAAACUGGAGGAAAGGGUCAGGGGAAACAUGGUGAUGUUCACAGCAGGCACUUCCACCUCAGUUCCAAGGAAAAGUUACUGUGUGUUUUCUGUGAUGACCACCGUCCACCUCUGAAACCAGCAAAGGACUGAUGCCAUGAAGAAGAAGUCCUCUUUUAUCACGUCUAUCCUGGGCUUUACUGUUGGUGAAUGGACACUUAGCUAUGAAUACAAGACAGCAGUGGACCAAGCCCAGGAGCAUGUUGAACCUGGGGUUUCCUGGGGCCUUGUUUUUGGAAGAACUUGAAGUUAGAAUUAAAUUAGAACUUGAAAUUAAAAUGUAAAAGCACAUAAAAACAGUA